AUGCAAUCUGCUUUGACCGACUUUUUAGCCUCAAAUAAUAUCUCCGCUGCUCAGAUCCAUGCCGAUUACGAACGUCGGCAAAGAGAAGCCCAGCAGCAGGAGCAGCAAGAAGCUAGUUCCAGCAGAAGAAACACCGAGGCUCCCGAGACAGCCCAGGAGAACGAGGUAGAGGUCACUACUCAGAAGAAAAAACGAAAGCGUGAUCAGGAGCAAGCACUUGCCAGAAUAAAGGAUGGGAAGAACUCAAAGAAGAAGAAAAAGGGGAAAGGCGGCAAGCUUUUUGAGGAUGAUGAUGAUGACUAUGAUCUAUCUGUAGAUUUGUACGCAAAAAAGAAACCUCUGCCGGGGCAGCUUGACAACUGCGAACAGUGUGAAAAACGUUUUACGGUUACGCCUUACAGCAAGACCGGCCCAGAUGGUGGUCUACUCUGUACCAAAUGUUCUAAGGAGCAAGAAGCAGGACGGAAGCAAGCCGAGAAGGCGAAGAGGAACGACGUAGUACGCGAAAAGCGCCGUCAAGUUCAGAGCAACCUUUUGGAUGGUAUCGUUCGUUUCGGUUCGAACACGUUGCUGGAAGUGUGUAUCAAAGAGGUUGCGAAUAAUGUCCAUGACAUCGACGAAUUUGGUGACCUCCCGCCCGCGCUACUCACGAGCCUGAGCCAGCUAUUCUCCAAAAAACGAGUACUUGACUCGCGGACCCUUAGCCUCUUUCUUCGGCCGGGCCUCGAGAAUAUCGAUCUUUUCGACUGUGCAAAUCUUGAGACCGGCGACUACAAGACUAUAAUAUCUAUGAUGCCCACUGUUCGACAUUUGAAUCUAAGAAACGCUGGCCAAUUCAAGGAUGAAGUCCUCGAUUACCUCAUGGAGCGUGACGUGCCAAUUACGGAACUGCAACUCGAUGCUGCGAACCUGGUGUCGAAAGACAAGUGGAUAGAAUAUAUUUCCACAUCUGGUCAUCGAUUCAGAACGGUGAAAUUAUCGGCCCUGGAAGACGAAUUCGACAAUGAGGUAUUCACGCACUUAGUGCAGCAUUGCCCUAAAAUCCAGCGACUCAAGUUGCGCCAAUGUAGCAAGCUUGGGGAUGGGUCACUUGCUGCCAUUUCUCGAUUGGAUCAUUUGGAGCACCUUUCUCUCCAGUUUGAGCAGCCUACGUCUUCAGCGACCUUAGCGACCUUGAUUUUGACCGUCGGCUCUAAUCUUCGGACUCUAUCCCUCGAAGGUUUCGCCGAAGCGGAGGAUGAAGUUUUGGCGGCAAUUAGAUCAUCCUGCUCGAAACUCGCCAAAUUGCGAUUUACUCAAAAUGACUGUUGUACGGAUGCUGGAUUCAAGAGGCUAUUCUCUGACAUAGCAACCCCAUCGCUUUCGUUUAUCGAUCUGUCACACGAUCGUUCUAUUGACAAUACGGUGCCCGAGGGACCGGAAGAGCCUGUCGGUCUCGCCUCUGCCGGUUUUGAGGCAUUAAUGGAGCAUUCUGGCUCGACACUAGAAGUGCUGAAUAUUUGCUCAUGCCGACAUAUCAGUCACGAGGCGCUUUCUAAAGUCUUCGAUGGAAGGCUUCAGUACCCAAGUCUAAAAGAUGUGAAUAUCUCCUUCUCGACGAAGAUUGACACCACCGUCGUCGCUGCGAUGUUCAAAUCUUGUCUUCGACUUACCAAGGUGACGGCCUUUGGCUGCUUCAACGUGACAGACGUGGAAGUUCCAAGGGGUGUUGCGCUCAUUGGUAUCCCAAGAGCUCAAGAUUCUCUCAUCCAAGGGGGCGAAGCUGAUAUUGAUGUCUGGCACUGA
Bacidia gigantensis is the source of this 1785-nucleotide messenger RNA. RefSeq lists its product as uncharacterized. Gene Ontology annotation, cellular component: SCF ubiquitin ligase complex. The record is from RefSeq and is a predicted model, not a curated record. Gene Ontology annotation, biological process: SCF-dependent proteasomal ubiquitin-dependent protein catabolic process. The transcript is spliced from 4 exons. Lineage: Eukaryota; Fungi; Ascomycota; Lecanoromycetes; Lecanorales; Ramalinaceae. Bases 1 to 1785 code for a protein of 594 amino acids.